Molecule: messenger RNA, 2942 nt
Organism: Falco peregrinus (peregrine falcon)
Lineage: Eukaryota; Metazoa; Chordata; Aves; Falconiformes; Falconidae
Gene: TACC3
Product: transforming acidic coiled-coil containing protein 3
Exons: 16
Coding region: 159-2840 (893 amino acids)
Biological process (GO): cerebral cortex development; mitotic spindle organization; cell population proliferation
Cellular component (GO): cytoplasm
Source: RefSeq, a predicted model, not a curated record
GGGCCGUGGCUGCCGUUGAAAUUUGAAAUCCUGUGACGGCUACCGAGCGGGUGCUGCCCGGCGGUGGCUUCAGCGGUGGGGAAGGUUGAGGCCGCCAGGACCCGCGUACCGCCUCAGCCGAGCGUCCUGCGGGCUCGCACCUGGGCCCCGCCGGCAGAAUGAGUCUGCAGAUUUUAAAUGCAGAAAAUGGAGAAAAUGGAGCAAAUGUCAAGGAUGACCUAACAGCGGAAGACUCAGGCUUUUUCUUUGCACCAGAACCUACAGGGAGACCUUCUAUUCUAUGCCUGUCCCAGAAAGAAAACUUGCCACGAAAAAGUGUGGCAAAAGCUAUGAAGGUAACAUUUCAAACUCCUCUAAGAGAUCCUCAGACUCGAAAAAUCUUAAGUCCUGCGAUGGUGGACAAACUUGACACUACUUUCAUGCUUGGUGAUUGCAGUGAAGCCUUGGUGGAUGAUCUUUUAUCUGUACCUGUCAAUGUUGACACACGUCAACAAAAGCCUGAAACUGGACCGAACAAUACAGUGAUAAAUACACAAAUGCCAGAGAAGGUCAGCACAGCUCCUUACCCAGAUGAUGAGAUGCCAGUGAAGAGUCGAGGUUCCUACAAUAUUGAUUUUGAUAACUUAAAUGACAUCAAUCCUUUUCAAAGUGCAGUGCAAUUGCAGCAUUCUCCUGGAAACCUGCAAAAGUCUCCUGUAAGAGUAUCUAGCAGCCCUGAGAGAACUUCUGAAAUAAGUAGUGAUUCUGUUCUGCUGGAUGAUACAGCUCCUUUUGCUUCAACCACAGCAAGCAGAGACUGCCCAAGUGAAGAGAAGACUCUUUCCUCUGGAAAAGAAUCUGUACUGAGAGAGUCAGAGUCUAAUAAAUCAGAGUUGUCCCUUAAGCAAGGAAUCGGUGACUCUGUGAGGGAUGUGAAGUCUGCUUCCACAGGUGUGAGUCAAAUUGAUGAUUUGGCAGGCUUAGAAGAAACAUCUACACCUGCUGUGCAGUUAUCUGGUAACUUGGGUCCCAGUGAUACUGCUAAAACUGGGGAAUCAAAGCUUCAGAAUGUUUCAGUAGCAGAAAAAGCCUCUGUGGAUGAGCUGGCUGUCUCCAAAGGGGAACCUGCAGAAAAGCCUGGUGUCACCAAGGCGGGACCAGUAAAAUUGGAAUUUGACUUUGAUAAUACCACUGUUAGAAAGCCACCUCUGAAGAAACUAGGUAAAAGACUUGGAAUUAAGCCACCUUCCAAAAAAAUUCCUGUUACCAAGACAAAAACGGAGAAAACUGAAGUGCAAAAUAAGGGUCAUGUGGAAGGUGAAAUCCCUGUUCCCAAAGCAUCUUAUAAGUUUGACUGGGACAAACUUGAUGAUCCAAACUUUAAUCCGUUUGGAGGAGGCUCUAAAAUUUCCAGCUCACCCAAGUGUUCUAGCCCUCAGAAAGCUCACCUGCCAGACGAGGAGAAGGAUAGUAUCUCAUCAAGAAGGGAGCUUCCUUCAGUGGAGCAGGACAACAGACCAAGUACCUGUGAAAAAGAAUCCAAAAAUCUGGAAAUCAGUAAACAGAAUGUGGUAGAAGACAAACCCAGAACUCAAGAAGACAAGCCAGGAGUUCAAGCAGAAGCUGAACUUCCAGGAGAGAUAGCCAUGGAGAAACAAAUGAGCCCAUCUACAAUGUCUCUAGCUAAUGUCCUCUCUCAAGAUAAUUUGGUUUCUGCUGACAGUGGAAAAAAGUCAAUGUCUGCAGAAGAAAUUAAACCUAGUUCCCACAGAACUGAAAUAGCAGCAGUUGAGCAGACAGCUAACACUAAACCUGAAGAGCUCUUCAGACCAUCGUCAGAAGUUCUAGGAAUGGGCAUAGAAAUAGACUAUCUGGAACAGUUUGGCACUUCAUCAUUCAAAGAAUCUGCCUUGAGGAAACAGUCGCUGUAUUUGAAGUUUGACCCUUUGUUGAGAGACAGUCCAAUUCCUGGUACUGUUGAAACAAAUACAAAUAUCAUGACGGCUCCACUUCAGCGUGGCCCUGUUGCUGAUUUAAGUAAAUUGCUGAAGGAAACUGAAAAUCCUGCAGUGAAUCUUCAAAGUGAAGACAAACCAAAAGGGCUAGAUCUUCUGGGAACAUUUACAACUUCUGACACUGGUCCCGUAAUUAUAGAUUCCCUGACUAGCGAUGUUCCUCCACUCCCUAUUGCUGCUUCGGCAAACAGUGCAGUGGAUGCUAUUAUCGAUGUGCUAAAAUAUAGCCAAAAAGACAUGGAUGCAGCUGUUGAACUGGUUCAGAGAGAGGUUCAAAAGAAAGAGCUGGAAACUCAGGAAUGGAAAAAAAAGUAUGAUAAGCUUCAUAUGGAAUACAAGGAAAUGGGAAAAAUAGUUGCUGAGUUUGAAGGUACAAUAACACAAAUGAUGGAGGAUGCUCAAAAGCAGAAGGAAUCGUCAAAGAAAGAGAUGCAAAGAAUGAUGGAAGAGAAGCAGCAAGUUAUUUCAGAUCUGAACUCUAUGGAGAAAUCUUUUUCUGAACUCUUCAAACGAUUUGAAAAACAGAAAGAAGCGCUAGAGGGUUACCACAAAAAUGAAGAAGCUCUGAAAAAAUGUGCUGAAGAAUACCUGGCUAGAAUUAAAAAAGAGGAGCAGAGAUACCAGGCACUAAAGGCACAUGCUGAAGAAAAACUGCAUCGAGCAAAUGAGGAAAUUGCCCAGGUACGAAGCAAAGCUAAAUCAGAGACUGCAGCACUACAAGCCAGUCUCCGCAAAGAACAAAUGAGGAUCCAGUCUUUAGAGAGGAGCCUUGAACAAAAGGCUAAAGAAAAUGAUGAACUGACAAAAAUCUGUGAUGACUUGAUCUUGAAGAUGGAAAAAAUUUGAUAGAGGAACUGUCUUGUACAUAUGUCUAGUGUCUCUGACUUCCUGUCUUGUGUUCACUCACUUUUACUUUUAUGUGGGGAAAAAUAAAACACUUUAUUUGUA